AUGUCUAUAAUUCUUUAUGGACCAAGUUUAACUUUGAGUCAAGUAACGGGAUUGAAUAUUUGGAUUGCAAUUGGAGCAUGUGGUUUAGUUUGUACAAUUUAUACAAAUAUUAGUUAUAUGGACGAAUUAUGUAAUGAAUGUGAUCCUCUUCGUACUAAACUUAUUUCUCGACCAGAUCAAUUAUAUCCAUUAUUUGUAGUUGAAAAAUUAGGACGAAUACCUGGUUUAACAGGUCUUUUUAUAUCAUGUAUAUUAAGUGCAACAUUAAGUACAUUUUCAAGUGGAAUAAUUUUACAAAUCUUUGGUGCAUUUGCUGCUCCAAUCCUAGGUGUAUAUUUACUUGGAUUAUUUUCAUCACGAAGUGCUGUUGUUGCCUUUUUUCUCUGUUUAAUAUUUCAAAUAUUUAUGCUUGUUGGAUCCACAUUGACUGUUAGACCAGCAAAUAAACAUGGAGGCCGAUUACCAACUUCGAUUGUUGGUUGUGUUCAAUCCAUUAAUGUUACUCUUUCACCGACAAUAACAAAACAAAGGUACGGAGAUCGGCGAGAUGAAAUAACGCAAGAAUAA
This is a messenger RNA of Adineta steineri, 567 nucleotides long. The record is from the annotation of a GenBank genome assembly. NCBI's taxonomy places the organism in Eukaryota, Metazoa, Rotifera, Eurotatoria, Adinetida, Adinetidae.